Messenger RNA from Tachysurus fulvidraco (yellow catfish), 1367 nucleotides. Its product is annotated as carbohydrate sulfotransferase 15. Lineage: Eukaryota; Metazoa; Chordata; Actinopteri; Siluriformes; Bagridae. The record is from RefSeq and is a predicted model, not a curated record. Gene Ontology annotation, molecular function: N-acetylgalactosamine 4-sulfate 6-O-sulfotransferase activity. The transcript is spliced from 4 exons. Bases 440 to 1084 code for a protein of 214 amino acids. Gene Ontology annotation, biological process: hexose biosynthetic process.
GUUUUUUCCCACAGAUUAGAUCUAGAUGCAUCAGAUUAAAUUAAGUCAUCGCUUAUUACAACAAUUUUUUAGCUUAUUUGACGCAAUAUUUAGCGAAAUCUGCACAAAGUCUUGCUGAACAACAGGAAGGAGAAUAAAACUCCUCUUCAUUCCUUUUCUGCUCACGCCAUCAUCAUGUCCUUACUUUAUAUCCCUGAUGAUGUUUCUCGGUCACCAUGACGACCCUCCGUCAUCAGGGGUGCACAAACUUUUCACUCUUUAGAUUUUUGUAUAUUUCUUAAGAACUGUUGAGUCAUGAACUCCUAUCGGUCAGAAGGUGGUGGUGAAUCGUUUCCAUAGCAACAGCUCGUUCAAUACGGUGAGAAUUCGAGCCGACGAGAUUCGCUGCUUUGCUAAUCUUAUGAUCUUGUGAUUGGCAGGUGAGGCCAGUGCGUCCACCAUGUGGGACAACAACGCAUGGUCAUAUCUCUAUGGCAACACCUCAGAGGCGGAGCCACCCUUCCUCAUCCAGGACUUCAUCCACGCCCUUCAGCCUGAGGCGCGCUUCAUCGCCAUCCUGAGGGACCCCGUCGAAAGAUUAUACUCAGACUAUCUAUACUUCGGCAUGGCUAAUAAAUCAGUGGAGGAUUUCCAGGAGAAGGUUUGGGAGUCACUGCAGCUGUUUGACGCGUGUCUGCAGGAGUUCAGUCUCAGAGCGUGUGUUUAUAACAGCACACUGAACAACGCCAUGCCUGUGCGUUUGCAUGUAGGUGUGUAUGUGGUGUACGUGCUGGACUGGUUGUCAGUGUUUAGUGCUGAUCAGCUGUUGGUGUUGAGGCUGGAGGAUCACGCAGCAGACAAGAAAACGUCCAUGAACAGAGUCUUCCGCUUCCUACAACUGGGCCAUCUCUCUGAGCAGAAGGAGGUGGAGAUUACAGAGCGUCCAGCGUCUAACACUCGCAGGUUGGCUGAUAAGAACUUGGGCCCAAUGCUGCCUCUCACACGCCGAGUCCUCACCGACUUCUACUCUCCCUUCAACAGGAAACUGGCUACAGUGCUGCAGGACAACUCCUUCCUGUGGGACCACCACUCCACACACACCUAACACACACACACACACACACACACACACACACACACACACACACACACACACACCACAAACCGCUGCACUAUCACUUCCUGAGAGACUGUGACCCUGCCGGGAAACUCGUCAUGUAAAUAAAAUUAUUUUCUUAAAUUAUGAGCUGGAUUUCAGUGAAACAUCAAACACAUGUGUUUUAUAUCAUUUAUUUAAAAUAUCGAGAUGUUUUUAUAUUGUUUUCUCAAACAGAAAUAAAUAAUGUCUGUAAAUAAAAUAUACUAAAAAGCUUCAAAGCUAAAAAACA